Molecule: messenger RNA, 1689 nt
Organism: Eucalyptus grandis
Lineage: Eukaryota; Viridiplantae; Streptophyta; Magnoliopsida; Myrtales; Myrtaceae
Product: 26S proteasome non-ATPase regulatory subunit 4 homolog
Exons: 11
Coding region: 149-1360 (403 amino acids)
Biological process (GO): proteasome-mediated ubiquitin-dependent protein catabolic process
Cellular component (GO): cytosol; nucleus; proteasome regulatory particle, base subcomplex
Molecular function (GO): polyubiquitin modification-dependent protein binding
Source: RefSeq, a predicted model, not a curated record
CUGAUCGCGACCGUGCAGGAUCGCAGCUCCCGCUACCGUCUUAACCAAGCAAGGCCCCUCCCAAGCUCCCUCAAAUUUCACCUUCACCUCUUUCGUGCUCUCUGCAAAUUCCGAUCUUCGCUUUCGGAGCUCAGAAAAUCCGUCAAUCAUGGUGCUCGAGGCGACGAUGAUAUGUAUCGACAACUCGGAGUGGAUGCGCAAUGGCGACUACACCCCCAACAGGUUCCAAGCGCAGGCGGACGCCGUCAACCUCAUCUGCGGCGCCAAGACGCAGUCGAAUCCGGAGAACACUGUUGGAGUCCUAACUAUGGCGGGGAAAGGAGUUCGAGUCUUGGUUACUCCGACUAGUGACCUUGGCAAGAUAUUGGCUUGUAUGCACGGCCUGGAAAUUGGCGGUGAGAUGAAUCUGGCUGCGGGAAUCCAGGUGGCUCAAUUGGCACUAAAGCAUCGCCAAAAUAAAAAGCAGCAACAACGAAUUAUAGUCUUUGCUGGAAGUCCCAUCAAACAUGACAAGAAGUCACUGGAGAUGAUUGGAAGGAAGUUAAAGAAGAACAGUGUAGCACUUGAUAUUGUCGACUUUGGGGAAGAAGAUGAAGGGAAACCUGAGAAAUUGGAGGCUCUGCUUGCUGCUGUGAAUAAUAACGACACCAGUCACAUUGUUCAUGUUCCUUCUGGUCCAAAUGCUCUUUCUGAUGUUCUGAUAAGCACUCCUAUCUUUACUGGGGAUGGGGAAGGUGGAAGUGGUUUUGCGGCAUCGGCUGCAGCAGCUGCUGCUGGUGCUGUCGCUGGUUUUGAUCUUGGUGUUGAUCCCAGUCUGGAUCCUGAGCUGGCCCUUGCUCUUAGAGUUUCCAUGGAAGAGGAAAGAGCGAGGCAAGAAGCAGCAGCUAAGAAGGCUGCUGAGGAUGCUGCUAAGCAGGAGAAAGGAGGAGAACAACAGCCAUCAUCACAAGAUGCAACCAUGACUGAAGGUGCCAGUGGUUCAGCUUCUGAAGUGGAUAACAAAAAAGAUGAUUUAAUGGAUGACGAAAAUGCUUUGCUACAGCAGGCCCUUGCUAUGUCGAUGGAUGAUACCACCUCUGGCCAUGAUCUGCGAGACACUGACAUGUCAGAGGCAGCUACAGAUGAUCCGGAUUUGGCUCUAGCUCUUCAAUUGUCGGUCCAGGACAGUGACAAAGAUUCAUCAGGCCAGACAGAUAUGAGCAAGUUGUUGGCGGACCAAUCCUUUGUGUCAUCUAUUAUUGCAUCGCUUCCUGGAGUGGAUCCAAACGAUCCUUCUGUCAAGGAUUUGCUUGCUUCCAUGCAAAACCAAUCUCAGAAAAAGGAUGAAGACAAGGGGCCAAAUGAAGAGGAGAAGCAGUGAUUUCUGUAGUUAUUAUUUUUCUUUCAGGUUAGUGAUCCUUCCUCUGGAGCCAUAGAAGUGCAUGUUCACAUGGGAAGAAUUCAAGAGGGCAAAGAGAGCCGAAAAGUAGUUACAAAGUCAAGCUGACAACUUUUAUGGGGUUAUUGAACAUUGAGCUUGGCUCUGUAGUUUGCUAGGGGUUUAAAGCUUUCUGGAACUUUUAUGUUGUGCUAUUUCACCCCCCUUUUAAUCUCUUUACAAAAGCAGUUCAUUACAGAAAUUGGAUGUCAAUAUUUUAAAUGAUCAUGCUUUGUCUGAGUGCUAUUUCAUUGAUAUUUGAGAUUUUUUAA